Molecule: messenger RNA, 5159 nt
Organism: Neodiprion virginianus
Lineage: Eukaryota; Metazoa; Arthropoda; Insecta; Hymenoptera; Diprionidae
Gene: DCP2
Product: m7GpppN-mRNA hydrolase
Exons: 5
Coding region: 147-1577 (476 amino acids)
Biological process (GO): deadenylation-dependent decapping of nuclear-transcribed mRNA; nuclear-transcribed mRNA catabolic process, nonsense-mediated decay
Cellular component (GO): cytoplasm; P-body
Molecular function (GO): 5'-(N(7)-methylguanosine 5'-triphospho)-[mRNA] hydrolase activity; RNA binding; manganese ion binding
Source: RefSeq, a predicted model, not a curated record
AUAAAAACCAGCCGACUGGAGAAAAACGAAGUUGCAGCUAAAAUUUGAUGAACAACAUCUUGGUGAAAGGCUUUUCCAUUUCUAAAAGGGCAAAAAUCACAGAUUGUUUAAUUACAUUUAUAAGUACGUAAGUCAAAUACAACAACAUGGCAGAGCACUCUAUCCCUCUCGACAUUCUUGACGACCUUCGCAGUCGAUUCAUCAUCAAUGUGCCUGAGGAAGAAAAGAAAGACCUGGUCAGAAUUUGCUUUCAAAUAGAAUUGGCACACUGGUUUUAUCUAGACUUCUUUUGCACAGAAGAAAAUCCAAAACUGAAACAGUGUAAUAUGAAAGAAUUUGCGACGCAUAUGUUCCAACAUACUCCAUUCCUGAAACCACAUGUCAACCACAUAGAUUCAGUCAUCGAGCAAUGGAGAUGUUACAAGCAAAAUGUGCCGACUUAUGGAGCUAUAGUACUAAAUGAAGACCUGACCAAAGUCUUACUGGUUCAAAGUUACUGGGCUAAAAGUAGCUGGGGUUUCCCCAAGGGAAAAGUAAACGCAGAUGAAGAUCCUUCUCACUGUGCAGUUAGGGAGGUUUUAGAGGAGACGGGAUUUGAUAUAUCAAAUUUGAUAGAUAAAAAUGAAUACAUCGAGUCUGUGAUAAACGAUCAACUUGUAAGACUUUACAUUAUAUCAGGAGUUCAAAAAGACACUAAGUUUCAGCCUAAAACACGUAAAGAGAUAAAGAAUGUCGAGUGGUUCGCUCUGGCUGAUUUACCAAACAACAAAAAGGAUAUGACGCCUAAAGUAAAGAUGGGGGUUGGACCAAAUGCCUUGUUUAUGGUUGUCCCAUUUGUCAAGCGCAUGAAACGCUGGGUCCAAGAGAAGCAGCAACGAGAGAAAGGUGUAACUGCCACUAGGAGGCACAGACACAAAUCCCUUGGAGAUGUUGAAUCUAUUUCCAAAAGUAAACGCCAGCAGCAAAUGAUUCCGCAAUCUGCACAGAACCCACAUCAAGCAAAUACCUCACCUGGUCGUAGUCGAAGAAGUACCAAUGACCCAAGAAAUACGCCAAUGAAAGGCGCGUUCAAGCGUAAUUUGUUUGGCGAACCAGGUGAAGAAUAUUCCCCUGCAAUGCUGGCUAAGCAAUUGAUCGACAGUCCUCAAGCUCAAAGGGAAGCGUUCGGAAGUCCACAGAACAUCGAAUUCUAUGAAGAAACAGCGAUGCGCCCUGUGUCCAACCCUGGUAAACGUGGUGAUAAAUUUUAUUCCACUGGUAAUUCGAAAUCCCAGAGUUUCAGAGCUGACAAGACAGGGGAUAAAAUAUUGUCUCAGGAGUAUCAUAAUACUCAAGUAAAAGUGCCAGACGGAAAUAUAAAGUCACUUUUGUUUGGGGAAGCAGCUCGUAAAUUACCAAAUAGCUACGACUCCCCACAAUUGAUUUCAAAGUCCACCUCGUUAUCAUUGAGUGGUGGCGAUCGUAAUAAAAUCUUACCGUCAGUACAAAGUUACGGAGCUGAUAUAUCCUUACAAUUUCGUGCCAAAGCAUGGACACAUUUCAAGUUCGACAAAAGAGCAAUACUUAACUGCUUGUAAAGAAUUUUCUACUAUAAGUAAUGACGAAAUUACCUAUUAUGCAUCUGUGAUCUCAAUCGAAGUGAAAACAUGAAAAUAUAGCAUUUUCAUUAUUUUAUAGGUAUGUACACUGACGUUCAAUCAUGCCUUCAUCUUCUAGUGUUGUGUGAAAACUGAACCGUGAUUCGACUUCAUCAUGAUUGAUAAGUUGCAUCUGUUUCUCCAUUAAUUACCAUAAUUUGUAUAAAAUUAACCUAUUUCUGUUUAGAAUCAAUAUUGUGAACAAAAAGAAAUCAUUGAAAAUGCUAUGUACGCAUGCAUUGCUAUGUGCUAUGUGUUUGAUAUUUAUGGUAAACAAUAUUUGAAGAUGAAGAAAAAAUAAUCGUAUGAUAACAUCCUACGAUUAGUCUGUUGGCAGUUGUAUAAAUGCUUGAAUAUGCCAGACAAUGUAAAUAAAGUUAUUGUUUCACGUAAAAAUGUAUAGCGCUAAGGGAGAUAGUGUUAAUCAUUUUAUAUUCUUAUUCAUUUUUUAUAUCAGUGAAAAUGAUGGUGUGUGUUGUACUGUCGCCUGCAGUGGCCAGGUGUAAGUUUUCUUUUUUCUUUUUCUUUUACACUUGAACAUUAAGAUUUGGGAUCGAUAUAAUUUAAAAGAAAUAUUUGUACCGAAACCAUGCCUCUUCUCGGUGUGAGAACAGGAAAGGUUCAUUUUUGCGCCAUCAGUCGUUAUAAUAGUUACAGAAAUGCCAAGUAAACCGUUAUUUAAUGACCCUACCAGCAGAACGACUCAAAACGACUGCUUCAUUUUGUGUCAUGGCGCAUUUUCGAUUUAUUGAUCUAUACUUAGAAAGAUAAUGUCAUCUAAUCCAGCCAUUUCUGUUUAAGGAAAAAGGCCAUUUUUUAUUUUCUAAAUGUAUGAAUGUAUGUAACCCGUGCCUUGCGUGCCUAUAAUGAACAUCGUGCCUAAUUAGCAUGUUUCAAAUCAGCAAAUCAUUCAGAUAACUUUCAUUUGUUCUUCCUUUAAAUUGUUCGAGACAAUAAAAUGGCUCUAAUAGUUUUAAGAAUUAUUAAUCUCUCGUGUAAGAUUCAAAGGAAUGCUUUGCUUAAAGUACCUAUAUAUUUUGAUGAGCGUGAAUGUAACAGACAUUGUAAAAAAAUACUUAUUGUACAGCUUUACAACAAAGUAGUAUCAUCUUUGUGUUCAAAUUGCAACAUCGUUUUGGUGGUACUAAAAAGACAGGCAUAUAAAUUUCGACUGCAAAAAUCACCGUAAUGAUUUACCUAAGAAAAACUUUUUUCAUAUUAUUUAAUUUUCAUUUCUUUUUCUCUUACACAGUAUGCAUUUGAAAUUUUUUUUAUCUAAAUGAACAAACGAAACUUCUAACAAAAUCAACAGUUAAAAAUAUUUGAAUUUAACUACCUUUUUCUUUUUGCUGCUCUCACAAUCUAUCAAUCAGGUUGAAAUUUGCAAUUAGUUUUAUUUUUAUACAUAAAUCUUUAGUCCAUUUGAAUUGGAGUUGCAAUCUAGUGGUGUUUAAACGUCCUACACGUUCCUUACUGCUCAGCGAAUCCACGUUAUCUUGUCUACUAAAUGUCAUGACAAAUAUAGGUAACAAAUACUUUUGUAAUAUGUGACUAUUUUCAAUAUAUACAAUUACGAAAAUACAAAUCAUUAUUUAAUUAAAUAUAAUAUCUUUUCAGCAAACCAUACUCUUAAUUGUAAAGUUUUAACAACUAUAAAUUACAUUACAGUCCCAAUUAUUCAUUAAAGUAGUUGUUCAAGAAGCGAGGCAACUAUUAUUCACAUAGGUGAAAACAAAAUUUAACGAGAUACAAAUUUAUUUUUGCCCUUCGAUCUAAUAUUUUUUGGAAUAACAAAUCAGAAAACUUGAAUUUGAGGGGCUUGAUAAUUUCUAUAUUAAAUAGUUUUUAAAGACCGAAGGCUUUAGUUUUUAAUAGUUAUUUAUUUUUGUAUUACUUACAAUAAUUAUCAUGACAUUUAGUUUUAUUUGACCAGAAAAGAGACUGCGUGUUUAAGAACAAACAAUAAUCACGGAUCAGUGACGUAAUUCUGUUGCAUUAUAUUAUAAUUAUAUAAACAUAAUAGUAGUAAUAACAAUAACCUUCAUCAUGAUUAUCAAUUACAAAUCGAAGUUUUUUUUGGAACAUGUAUCUUAUCCAUACAUACUUCAGUUACAUAAGGUAUUCCUAUUUGAUUUCAUGUAAAAAAAAUGCAUAAAUGAUGACGAUCCUUGUAUACAAUUAUUCAUAUGUUGCAAAGUUUCAACAUGGUGAUAUCUGCCUGUAAAACACAUACAUAAUGCACUUUGCAACUAAAUAUAAAUUAAAUGCAAAUACAAAUGCGAUUGAUCAGAAAUGGGCUAUGAAUUAGUAGCGCAAAGAAAUUUUCUUGAGAAGCUUUUCCUUUUUGCAAUUAGGCGGAACGCAACGGAUCGUUUCACAUGAUUGACUCAAUAAUUCUUCAUUGUAAGUAAUGUCGAUACUUUCAAAUGGUAUGGAAAGGAUUCCGUAAGAUAUCAACUCAUAAUAAAUAUUACACAUCAAAUAUACAUACAGAGCAUUUUACGAGGUAUAAAUUGAGUGAAGCACAAAUCAAUUUGUUUCUGUUAAGUUCAAGAGGGUAAUUUGCAUUCUAAUCUAAAAAAAUCUCAUUGUAUUGCACUCGAAGAUUGAAAAAGAUAAACUUUUAAUUGAUGAUUUGACAUGAUUUAUCGAUUUUCGAGCUAUGAGGCUCUUGAAUAAAUGAUGACUGAUUUAUUAUACUGAGUAACUAUCGACAAUACUUUUACUUUAUUUUUAUUCAAAAUACAAGGUUAAUUUUUUCCAUGCGAUGAUUGCGCGGGGGGGGCUGCAUGCCUAUAAUUGCCCUUCUAAUUGAUAGCCCUGAUUUUAUUAAUUGUAAAUUAUUUGAACAUCCUGAUAAUUAGACUAGUGCGGAUGGAUUCUUAGACAUUAAACACUAAUAUUAGCUAAUCUGGUGGCAAGCGUAUCUAUCGAGUCUGGCCUGAGUGGAUAUAAAUGUAAUAGAAUUUACACAUUUUGGAUCAAUCAGGCAUGUGAUGUGAACUUAUUAUAAAAUCAGAGUUAGUCGUAAAACAAGCUCAAUGUUCCUAGAGGCAAGUAAAAUUUUUAAUACGUGGCUGAUUGGUCCAUAUUACAAUAAAUUAAUCUCUACAAAUUAUUUCUCAACAUAUAUUACCAGAAUAUUAAAUCCACAAACAAUACGCUAUUGAGCCAUCUUAAUUAUAGCAUAGUAAAGAUGUAUCAGAUAAGAGCAAUAUUAAAACAACAAAAAAUCUCAGUAUUGUGAAUAGGUGUCACAGUGUGUGCAUACACAAAUUAAGGUACACGGAUUUUUGUGGUGCAUUGCACAGAUGACAAUUGUACUACCCCAAAUUUUGAUUAAUAUUAAAAAGUAAAACUUUUUUUUGUUGUCAAACUGCGUUGUGUCGUAUGAGAAUUUAUAUACCUAUAACAAUAAUAUACACGAUCGUUUAGUUGUAUAUGUUUCACUGUGUUCAAUGGCUUAAAGCAAUGAAAAUCCAUAGAAAAGUGAUUUUUUUUUUAAAUAUCUUAAAUUGAGCA